UGGCUGUGGAGGAAACCCACAAGCCACGCCUCCAACCUGAGAUUCACCCUCGCUGCCUGUGCGACUAUAGAUAUAACUCCUUCUUAGUCCAUUCCCUUCACAUUUUACAGUGCUGGCAGGAUGUCCAACGUAAACAAUACACCUGGGAAAAUUGGGCUCUAUUGAAUAAGAAGCUUCAUAAAUAGCAGGAAAAUCGCGUUGCUCACGGAAACUUGGAAAGUGUGAUUGUCUGCGUCAUCAGUGGCACAUCUAUCAGUGUAUUUUCUUGACGCGGGGGAAGCUGUGAUCCCCACCAGCAUCACAGACCAACUCUCCUUCAUCAACUAGUCUUCAAUCUCUUCAAUAAACUCCAUCCAAAACAUAUAUGGAGAAAUUCGACGUCUUCCGGAACAUCGCAAGGUCCAUCCUUGGUGUGUUAUUGCUGGUGGCGACCGUAAAUGGCGCCAUGGGAUGGUUCUGCUACAGUCACACCCCUGGCAAAGAGGGCACUGGCUGGAUCUUCUGCCCGAGUACCUCCUGCUAUACUGUUGGCGUCAGCAUCUUCGGAGUUGGUGAUUCCAAGCGCGGUUGUGCAGACAAGUCAUAUCCGGACACCUGCCAGAAAGCCACAACAAUUAUUGCCUCUGGUGAUGUGUGCUUCUGCAAUGGUUUCCUGUGCAACUACAGUAGUGCUGGAACCACCUCCCUCUUCCUACCACUCCUCAUACUCCCGUAUGUUCUGCACAAAUUCCUGUAGAAUUAGGAAAACUGGUGUCAAUGUUGCACACAAUCUAUAAGAUAUCAGUGACAGUUGUGUUUGGCAUCUACACUUUCUCCUCAUGACGCUUACCACAACCAAUGUUGAUUCUACCACUGAGCAUAGUUUUUAGUGCCUUCCUUUGGCAUUUCAGUUAGUGUAUCAUAAAGUACAGUACCAGAAAUUAUUGUAGUACUGUGGACUACUGAAAUGGUAAAUAUAAUUAAUACUCUAAAUCUAUUCUGUUAUUUCUACAUCUUCUUUUUGAUUAAUAAGAACCAGGAACUGUUAUUUACUUUAUAGUCUGAUGGAUAUUCUGUACACACAUUUUUUAUUGAUCAAGGAUAUUCAACAUUUAAACCCACUUUAUUGCGGACAUCAGGUUGAAAUCUUUCAUUAUGGCAGAUGCCGCACAUUAUUCAAUACUGGUGAUAAUUUUGUAACUAGUGCUGCAUUGUACUGUCCUGGUAACACCAAAAUUAUGUAAUGUAUGACUUCACUGUAUUGUUGACACCAGUGUAUCUGAUGCUGUACUGUACCAUACUCCAGUAGUGAUACCAUUGUAUUAAGUACUACUACUAUACUAUUAAAACCAAUAUAUCAAGUAAUGCAUUAUACUCUACUACAGUAGUAAGACCUUUGUUUCUCGAGCUGCAAUAUUCUGGACUGGUGAUACCAUGUUUAAUACUGCAUUAAACUGCUCUGGUGAACUAAUGUAUCUUUGUAUCUAGUGCUGCAUUAUAAUGUACUGGUGACACCAGUGCAGAAAGUGCUAUACUGUAUUGUACUGGUGACAUCAAUGUAUCAUGUUGUACCUACAUUAUACUAAAUUGGUAGACACCAGUGCACCAGGUGCUGCACGGCACUGGUGACAUAAUUGUAUCGAGUACUGUAUCACACUGUACUAAAAACCUGUAUCUAAGCUAUACUCCACUGUAUUGGUGACACAAUUGCAUUGUAUUGCAUAGCACUUUGAUUGGAAGUGCCAUAAUACAGUGUAGUGGAGCAGUUAUACAUACAAUCAUUCACUGCAUAGUGUGUUUCAUGGCAUGUCAUUUUGGAACCAAGAGAGACCUCUAAUAACUUUUACUAACAAAUGUCAACAAGCAUGCAUUGCUGACCAUUUGAUCUUGUAAGGUUCAAAGUUAUUCUUAUUAUCAGUCAAAGUACAGUAUUAAAGGAAUGGAAAAGGAGCAGAAUGUUGCAAAAAUAGCUAACAUAUUAAGUUUUAGACAAAACAAGCCACAAUUGCAUAGUUUGUUUGUACCUGUAUUAUACUCAUUAGAUGAUGAUAUUCCGCUACUGCUUGAGGAAAUCCUGCAGUAAACAACAGUUAUUCCUAGAGAGCAAAGUACUGUAGAGUAAAAAAUAAAAUAAAAACAAUCUGUUGUGAUCUUAAAAAAUUUAAAUUGUAUUUAUGGUAAAGUUGUUGAAUAUAGUUCACAUUUAACCUUAAAAGAUAUAGAACUAAAAUUUCUCAGAUUAACUCAAUAUUUUAUGUGCGCUAACACACACACACACACACACACUGGUGGAUCUAGGAUUUUGCAAGGGGUGUUAGUGGGGUGAGGAUGGUUCUCAACCUAACAUUAAAUAUAACACUUGGCUCAAACAAACCACAAUGUGGGUGUUUAAAGUUCUGUGAAUAGUAAGUUUAAGAGAAUAGACAGCCAGUCCAUAAGUGUUGUAUUUAAUGCUCCAUGUACAUAAUACAAUUGGUCAAUGAGGGGCUGAACCCUCUUCAGCCCAUCUGGAUCUGCCACUGUACACUUACACAAAAAUUUCAUUUGUUUUAAAAUUAAAACUUGAAACAUAAGUUUAAUCUAGUUCACAAUCAACUCCAGAAUGAUUCAUGAUAUAAUUUGCAUUUAAAUACUUAAAAAUACCAGAUGUGAUUUACAAUCAAAUCUUUACAUGGUACAAUAAGUUUAAUUUACAAUUAAAGCAUGCAAGGCAUGUUAGACAUAGGUCUUUGUUUUCCAAACAUUAUUUUUUGUUUAUGUUCACAGUUACUCAGCAAAACACACAAAUAACAAUUUAUACUGGAACAUUACCAGAUACAGUAGACUUAGUUUAGAGGUAAGUCCUGCAAUUCACAAGAAAUGGUUUACAUUUAAUCCUGCAAAGUUUAAUCGGCUUGGUUAAGUUAAACCAUACAAGAUAUACUAAGCAUAAUUCUUAUUUGUCCUACUAGGCACAGUAAGGGAUAAUGAUCAUUGAGUUUACUUCAUGGCACUGACAAAACUAUGGAGAUGGAAUUACCAAAAUAGAGUUAAUUGUCUCCAAGGUCAAUUUGAUAAACACAUGACAAUUACAGUAGUUGUAAUUUAUCUUAGAAAGAAUAAAAAAAAUUCUCCUAAAUGUCCUGGCUUUGCCUAUUGAUAGAUAAGAAUAAACCUUAGAAGGUCAGUUCCUGAAGAAUAACAUUUUAGAAUUACCUAUGUAAAAGACAUAAAAAUGUAAGAAGUUUCUUGUAGCACUAGAUGUAAGUUAGUUUGUCCUUAAAUGAAUUUGUAGUGAGACAGAUAGGCAAAGUAUAAUAGAGUUUUCGCCACACUUUCAACACGCCACGCAAAAUAUAAGUUUGCAUAGAGCUACAGUUAAUGUAGUGAAAGUAGUGAACUUCAUGAAUCGUAGAUAUUUUGUAUUUUCUUCUGCUGUUAUAUUGUGCUUCUGGUGCGUGGCAUCACACCAAGAGCUUUAUAUUAUCUAAAACAUUAUAUGAAGGGCUUUAUUGAUCUAAUUGUAUCUUAUACGAGCCAGUCAAUAAAGUUUAUCAUAGAUGUA
Molecule: messenger RNA, 3523 nt
Organism: Homarus americanus (American lobster)
Lineage: Eukaryota; Metazoa; Arthropoda; Malacostraca; Decapoda; Nephropidae
Exons: 5
Coding region: 365-736 (123 amino acids)
Source: RefSeq, a predicted model, not a curated record